This is a messenger RNA of Amoebophrya sp. A25, 4744 nucleotides long. NCBI's taxonomy places the organism in Eukaryota, Dinophyceae, Syndiniales, Amoebophryaceae. The record is from the annotation of a GenBank genome assembly.
AUCAAUGUUAACAACCAUCUACUUAGUUAAAUAGAUGUACCGCGUGAAAUGAAAUUAUAUUAUAGAACAUUUCGUAAGAAGGAUGUUGGAUUGGAUGGAUUGCAUGGCAUUGCAUGCAUUGCAUGAGCCGAGGGGGUCAGAGUGCGACCUUCUUAAGGGAGCGACACGGGAGCGAAGACUCAGGGCGCGGCAUAGGAGUACUUACUUGGCUCCGUUGUAGGCGUACUUGAAUAGUGCUGGCACGUACUAGCUAUUGUAAGUAGCUCGACUAGGCUAGCUUGCCUGUGAUCUCGACCGUCUUGCUCGCUGUUCCCUGGCGCACACAGGCCACGGCGUUUGCGCUGCUCCUUGCUUGUUUCUGGGGCGAGGUCACAGUGGGGCCGUGUUUGUGUUCGUGUAUCGUAAAGCAAUUCUUCGGCGGAGCAGCCCGGUACUGCGGAGGAAGUAUGGCGCCCGAAGGGCGCCGCGAAAAAUAUAUUGUUUUUUGGGUGGUCCAUCCAUGCAAUGCAUGCCAUCCAUGCCAUGCAAUCCAGAAGUUCGGAAAUUGCCUUAUAUUCUAUUAUAAGAUGCAGCUUGACUAAUGCAACAAGAUCAAGACAACGAACACACACACAGGGAAACUAGAUCUAAAUUUGCAAUAACGUUCUGCUCAUUUUUUCAAAGGCUACGCCUUCUUAACAAGAUGAAAAGUAUGUCUCUCCGUGAUUUGAAAGCAUGCGUCGUGCUCGUGCUGGCUCCUGACUUUGUACGCAUUUGCAGCUUCCAGAGAAGUUCGUAAGCGUGCUGACAUAGAAAUGGUCGUGACCAGCUCCACUCAUCAUGAUGUCGACGACCACGAAGACAGCACCCGAGAAAGCACCACCCGAGAAGCCUCCUGUUGUCGCUACAGAGCCAGAGCAGAAGGUGCCACCGAGACUGCGCUCUAUUCAAUGGGAAGACGUCAAAAAACUUUCGGACAAUGGUGUUAUUCCGCCAGAGUGUAUGAUGCCAUUCAUUGAGAACGAUACGAUUGAGGAAUGCCGUGGUUCCUAAUCCUAAGUUAUUUAGAUAGUAGGCAAGAAAUACGGGAGAACGGCUACGGCAUUCCCUGAGCGACGUCAUUCUCAAGAAUCAGUGGAAGCAUUCACAGAGUGGGAACGGAAGAAGCGAGAUUAUCUGGAGACCCUCAAGGAUGAGGCAGACGCAUGUCCAAGCUCUGCUGCAGCCUUACAGCAAAGCAUGCAGGUGACUGCGGCAAGAAAAGAUUAUGAUACAGAUCCCGAACAUCAUCAUCAUGAUACAGUUCAGCUCCAACGUAUUGUUUUCGAGAACAUCCAGUCCAUCAAGGAGUUGUUGGAGUCCUUGAGCUGGUAGCUGCUUUACGAUUACGCCCUUCGUAUCAAUCUACGAAUACCGAGAGAUUAAGACGUUGUCAUCUUCUCUGCAAUAUUCUUUGCUGUUAUUUCUCUGAGGCAUCCUCAGCAUAGUUCUAAAGAUUUAGCAUAACUAGCGCCGAUCGGUCGUCUACUGCCUCUGCCUCAAAAGUAGAUCUUGGAGGAACCCAAUUUACUGACACGAUCGAUUACGCAGUGCGACCAUAUCUGGUGGAUCCAGAGACGGGUGAGAAACUUCCGACUGUUAUGCUGCUGGACGGACUUGUUCUUCUUCAGAAUCACAAACAUAAAGGUCAACAAGAACAUGAUUUCCACCAGUAAUGCGUUUGAACUUUUGUUACAAGAAUAUAUCACCAGCACAACUUGAAGCCUGUAAGUUAUUUCACCUUCCCCAACUCUCCUUGCUUUCACGCCACUCGUUCAAGUCGUUUUUCGCGUGAAGGACUGGAAGAUCACGAAGAACAAUGACCACGAGCACUGCGCAAUGGAGGGCUUUAUCGAGAUGCAUUGGCAUGAUUAUCGUCUAGAUAGUUCGAAUUUUCAACCCCCGCCGGGUGUGGAGUCGAAUGAUGCUCCUGCUACGACCGCAGAAUGUACGGCUAAUAGUUCUUGGGCUGUUUGAUCUGGAAAGUCCUAGAAGGCUAUCCCUAUUUCUACCAUGUUCAUAAUUCAUCAUACGCCUGCUGAAGGAAACUACUGAAGCUACUUGACAUUUUUGGAUUUGCUACGGAAAACUCACAACAGCGGGUUUCAACUCUGACUACAAUUAGACGAGACGAACUAUUGGUCCUCUUCGUCAUAGCUCCUUUGGUCUUCUCUAAUACCUCCACGACUAGUGCUGGUGGCGAAGCGGUAGAUUUCAAUCUGGGCUUGGAACGUAUGAAAACUUUACCUGAGAACAUAUGGCGACCAGAAAUGAUGGCGAGUUACGGUACUAGUAUGCAGAGCGCAGAGAAAUACGAAGAAAUGCCUUACUUUAUGACAUGUACCUACUAGCGCCGGAUGAUUCUGUUUCUGUACUUGUUCACUUUCUUAGAUGAAGACAUCGUGUCACGGUCAUUAUCAACAUCACUUCUAAUUUCUGGUACAACAACAAUCGUAAAGUGGUCAAGGAAAGAAAUGGGAAAGUGACGAUGGAUCCUAAGUUUGUCUUUUCCGGUGACGGCGUCAACUUAGGGCAGGAGUUAGACCGACUGCGCGCUUUUCUUAAGGCUCAACACCAUUCAUUUCUAAGGGUCAUUUCCUUCGGUUUCCUUCUUAGGAUUCUGAAGAAAUGAAGGAACGAAGUGAAUUGGUUAAAGCUCUAACUUUCCGUUUGAUUCAGUGCGAAUCGAUGUGUCUGUCUUCCUGACAGGCCAACGACGAGGCGAAACCAUCAACGACAUAGCGCUGAGCUUCCAAAGACCAAACCUGCCAAGGAAAUUAGAAGGUAUGCAACCCCCAGACUUCUUCUGUCUUCUUGCUCGUCGCAUGGAAAGUGACUACAUCAACAGUGGAUGACAUUUUAGCACCCAUGAGUCUCACAGUCAGAGGACUAUAUCUGGUAGAAGCAAGAAGCAGCUCUUAUUUUAUGCUUCUUGCUUUGCUAGUCGGUUGAGGGGUAGUAGAUGUUGCUGUUGAGCACAUGCAAGAAGGUACUUAGAAGAAAGGGACACUCUUAAGGCACACAAUUUUUCUGGGAAAUGGCAGCAGUUUCAGAUGAAUUGCGUCAAGCACUCCGGAGACUACGAAUUUUAUGAGCAAGGACGGAUCUCUAUUUUCAAAUAUUCAAAGCUGCUAAGUGCUUGUUGUUGUUUGUAUCCAAGAAGGUCAGAUCUUUAGUUAUUUUACAGGACUGACACUGUUGGCAGCAACUACCUCUAACCCCCAUUCCGAUUAAGCGUAGGCGAGGGACGAAUGUGCAUGAACUGGGCUGCGGAACAACCGCUUAUCAAACCCGCACUGAUCUUCAGUAUUCAACUGAAACGAACACCUGGCUUCUACAUGCAGAAAGGUACUGAGAUACUCUUGUUUUGGAGUUGGAAUUCCACUGUAGUUGUAGUAGGCACAUCAAUCAAUCAAUCAAUCAAUCAGUAGUUUAGACUCGACUCACGAGCAGCCUUCAUGAUUUUGAUCUUUCAAUUAGAACAACCAUGGCACCAGAUGAAGUACUCCUACUCUAACUUCUAUUAUUUGAACCACACGCACUAGGAAUCCUACCUCUCUACCUUUGCGCGUGCUUCGGACUCGUCACGUUCCUGACGGAGCCCAUCGAGCUCACUGGUCGCUUGCAGAUGCUGUUUGCCCUCUUUCUGACGUCUUUUGCGAUUCAAUGGGUUACGCUUGAACGCCUACCACGACUACCGUUUAACACGGUGUUGGACGAUGUAGUUCUACAUGUCGUCGUAUCCCUGGCAACUGCAGGCCUUGGCCAAGGCAUAAGUUAUCGAGUGGGCCGUGAGGUAGCGCAGGGAGAGCUACCUGCUGAGGAGACUGGUAGUAGCGGCCGCUCUAGCUCUGCUUCAGAUCUAGACGUAGACGUAUCACGUCGACUUAACGCGUUCGAUUUCACCCUAGCGUCAUACGUUGACUUAUGCUUAACGUUGUAUGUAAAUCUAACAAAAACAAGUCUUGCUGUAUCUAGAAAAGCAAAACAGUAACUUAUAUCCAAGCAAAACUGCAUCGAAUCCUCAAAGAAACCACCGUGCCAAGCUCUAACUCCCAUCGCAACAGUCUUCAUCAUCAUCACUUACCUGAUUGCGUAUUCCCUUUUAGGCAGAUUUCGCAAAGCUUUUCGGGAAGGUAGGGUCCUUAAGGGCGCGACUACCGGUGCUCUGCGUCCCUGGGUUGCCGGAAAGGACUUCCGCAAUAAAGUAAUACGUCCUGGACAGGGUAGCCUGUGGACAUUGGACCUCACUGACGAAUUGACCAGACUCGGAAGCUUUUUGGGUAUGGGCGUGCUGGUGGAGCCUGCAGAGUUUUGAUCAGGACACUGUUGAGAUUUGUGGUAAAGGGAAAUUUCUGUCGAUCCGGUGCUUGAAGCACAGGGCUGAGGCUGGAGCUAUUCUAUUCUAAGUACUUAUUCUAUUCAACAUAUCACUAUGAGGCCAUCUCACUCUAGUACAAUCUGCUAGAAGUACAAUCUGGUAGUACAUUAAUCUGCUUUGGUGCCAUAGAUCCGAAUAGCUCUACGUACUUAAGCAUGUGCACAAGAGAGUGGUCGGGCGCAUGAUCACUGUGACCAACAUUCCUGACACAAACCAGUUCUCGCGAUGCUGACAAGCCUACAUGUACAAUAUCAAUCUAAAAAACGUCAACAAAAUAAUACAUCCUUACAACAACACCCUGCAUUGACAACACGCCAGAACCUUCUCCACGGCAUUCUUCUCCUG